GUAGAAUGUCCAGGAUGUAAUGUCAUCGUUAGCGUAAUGUUGCCCCGCCUGAUACCCCUAGUUUUGUUACUAAGGACAUUGGGCACUCAUGGAGGGAAAAAGAGCUGCGGAGGUACCUAUACUGCUGCUAGAGGAAUACUACAAACGUCUAAUUUCCCAGGACCUUUCAACGUGCCAUUGGAUUGCGAAUGGGUGAUCGACGCUCAAUACAUGACAGAAGCCAACUCAUCCAUUGUCGUAUACCUGACCCAACUGUUCGUCUUUGAAGGCCUAACUUUCACUGAGUACCUACAUUAUGGCAACGGUUACAACAUCAACCCCAAAGUUAUCCAUACGGUCAACGAAACAAACAUCAGCAAGGUACGCUGGGUCCAGUCUUUCCAGAGCUUCCUGGUUAUACAGCUGAAGCUACCAUCCUUGGAAAGCGCGCACAUCAGAGUUUUGGAUAAGUUCUUGGAUGUCUUCGGCUUCAACGUCACUUACGAGAUCAACACCGGAGUUGUGAGGCCUAAUUCAUGUACGAUGAUGGACUGCGGAUUCACAGGAGUGUGCUACGAUCAUUACACGUAA
Acanthoscelides obtectus is the source of this 570-nucleotide messenger RNA. The record is from the annotation of a GenBank genome assembly. NCBI's taxonomy places the organism in Eukaryota, Metazoa, Arthropoda, Insecta, Coleoptera, Chrysomelidae.